Prorocentrum cordatum is the source of this 1852-nucleotide messenger RNA. NCBI's taxonomy places the organism in Eukaryota, Dinophyceae, Prorocentrales, Prorocentraceae. The record is from the annotation of a GenBank genome assembly.
CCAAGACCGCUCCAAGAUAGCCGAAGAGGCCUCCAAGAGGGCCCCAAGACGACCCCACGAGGGGGUCCGUAGCCAUUUUGGCUCAAGCCAUGAAGGCCUAAUAAUGUUGGACACUUUCUCGUACUCCUUCAUGUUUCCUCGCACGAGUUGUUGGCGUCCUAACACGGACUCAUCAAUCGACCUUGCGCGCGCAUUGUGGCGCGAUCGGAAGACAUAUUGUCGAAAGCUAUAAGUUAGUCAAAUUGUUGUGACAUGUCAAUAUCAUUUGCCAUGUAUUCGAUGAUUAAUGUAUCAAUCCUAUUGCUAUCUCUCGCAUGUACGGUGAACUCAUUGAAACCUGCAACGAAGUAUUCGAAGCAGGCUAUUGAUGUGAAAGGUGCUCCAUCGCAAAAUGUGGUAAAUGCAUCUUCGUUCCCGGUGCUGAUGUCGUACCAUUAUUCUUCCCGAGAUUCUGAAGCUAUAUUCAUCAUGUCAACGUGCACCUUAAAUUAUCGAUGGGAUGGUGUUGCACUCAGCAAGGCUCAAAAAUCAAUCGUCGCGUUUGAAGUAGUGGACGGUGCUCAAGUUGUGAAAUCGAGUUAUGUGGAGCCUGCCGUGACUAUCAACUGGCAAACAAAUCAACGACAAAUGCCUGAAGCUUGUCAAGUCAAACGGUGGGAUGAGGUGCUUUUCGUAGUGAUAUGCCCCAAAUUGGGGCGCGAAGUUACCGCGACAUUGUCCAUGCACGCUGGAUCCGAGCGCGUUGAAAUCUGGGAAGGCGUACAUGUUAGCAUCGACCGCGAUGCGGUUCCAACAAGGCAGGUGCAAGUAUGUAGCAUGGACGGCAAACCUGGGGAUGAGAAUGUCGACAGAAUGUUGAACCACGCUGCGUACUACAGUGCCAUUGGCGUUGAUGCUGUUCGCCUGUAUUAUCGCGGGGGGUGGGGUGCGCCUGGGUUUUCAGAUGAAUUGGGCUCCGAGGAGCUCGCCGCGUGGAUACAGUCAGGGAAGCUUGAGAUAGUACCUUGGAAUCCAUCCUGGGACAUGACUCCCAGCAAUGAUGCAUGGAAGGCUCCUGAGCCUGCCGGCUGGGAAUGCGCAGGUGACGGGCCAGCAUAUCUAGAUUGCUUGUAUAUGGCCAAGGGCAGCGUUGAUUGGCUCGGAGUUGUACAACAAGACGAGUUUUACCAUCCUCAGAAACAGAAGCACUUGCGGAAAAUAUUGGCAUCCAUUCCGCCUGACAUCGAUUAUUUGGUGUACACGUUGUACGAGUGGAAUGCAACCCGUCCGGGGAAGGUGUCUAAUUAUCUGACAGAAGAGCACGUUCUGCGAAGUCCAUAUAUUGGAGCUGACGGCGGGACAGCGUGGGGGGUUCUUGUCCGCCCUCGUUCGGCAGUUCAUCUCGGUGCUCAAGGUGCAGUUCUUUCCAGUGACGAGGCGCUUGGUCGAUACCUGGACCCUGAAGGAGAACUUGUUAUGGAGCAUUUCACUAAGCAUCCAAACGUGAGGUUUUCACGAGACAUCCGUGUGAACACCACUGCAGUCAAUGUCAGAUCAUUGGACGACCAAGCACAGACCCUUUCAGAGACCGAAUUAGACGAGUCACAUUUUCUCGAAUAUCAGCCCUACACAGUGUGGAAGGAGGAGUGGGCAGUUAAAGUGGCAGCUGUCCGAAAACACAUAAGACACAUGUACAUGUGACUCCUCCUCCUCCUCCUCUCGGGCUGUUUAGUUCAGUCCGCGCUGGCGCCGAUUGUCUGUCGCGGCGAAUCCCUGCAGGAACCAUGAGUGUCCUUGCCAGCCCACGUCUUUUUGCUUGUCUGCUUGCUUGUACAUGUGAGUCAUCGUGGCAGGAUUCGCAGCCGCUUCUGGG